Molecule: messenger RNA, 2180 nt
Organism: Puntigrus tetrazona (Sumatra barb)
Lineage: Eukaryota; Metazoa; Chordata; Actinopteri; Cypriniformes; Cyprinidae
Gene: ahsa1a
Product: AHA1, activator of heat shock protein ATPase homolog 1a
Exons: 9
Coding region: 858-1808 (316 amino acids)
Biological process (GO): positive regulation of ATP-dependent activity; protein folding
Cellular component (GO): cytosol
Molecular function (GO): ATPase activator activity; protein-folding chaperone binding
Source: RefSeq, a predicted model, not a curated record
AAGCUUGACAAAAGAUUAACCUACUGAAACAUAAUUAUUUAAAAGACACUAUAAAACAAAUCAUUUUGCCGUAAUAUAAUGUGUAUUUAAGUACACAAGCAACAGUAGGUUAACUAAAGUACACUUAAGUGGGGUUUUCUUCUUAAAUAUACUCAAAAACGUUGUUUUUCAUAUAUGUAUUUAUAAGAUAUAAAGUGCACUACAUAAAUGCACAUUCAAAACAAAUAUGUGCUGGGGGGUUUUUUCCCACAAGGAGAGUUUAGUCCAGCUGAGAAAUUAGAUUUAUGGUUGGUGGUUGAAAGCUGAGGUUUAAGGAGGGUUCUUCUUCUUCUUCUUCUUCUUCUUCUUCUUCUUCUUCUUCUUCUUCUUCUUCUUCCAUUUUUCUCUAGUCAAGAAGGUCCGCAAGUUUCUCGUUUCUAAAGGAAGCUUCUUUACCCAGUUCCGGUUCUGGGACUUUCUAUGGGGGCUUAAUAAAGAUCCAGGGGACAGCUGCCGGCUAGUUACGCGGACAGCUAACCUUUCGACUGCUCCUUAAAUAUUUCCUCCCUGCCUCCUUCGGAUUCCCCGAAUCCUAAAAGUUUUGUGUUUUUUUUUUGUUAUAAAGGCAUCGGCUGCUCUUUCCGUCCUUCGCUGUUCCUGUGUAAUCUCAUGAAUAUUGAUGCUACUUCCUCGACGCAGCGAAUCAGCUGAGCACCUUGUGCAUACAUUUAUUGUGUAAUUACAUCUGUCAAUUAUCUGCAGUUUAUCGGACCUUUAUCAACUCUCAAUUUCUCAAGUUUUUUUUUUAAAUUGUGUCAUGGCCAAAUGGGGAGAGGGAGACCCGCGCUGGAUCGUGGAAGAAAGAGCAGACGCCACAAAUGUCAAUAACUGGCACUGAGAGAGAUGUCACAAGCUGGUCUCAAGAUGUAAUAAAUAACCUCCUUCUUGGGCUUCACGUACAAGGUGAAGAAGGCUCGUGUGAGAUCACAGACGUCAGUAAUAUAGAUGGAGAGGCCUCUAUCAACAACCGCAAAGGGAAACUCAUCUACUUCUACGAGUGGGUUGUUAAAGCCUCAUGGACCGGUACAAAUAAAAUAGGAAUCAAAUAUAAAGGCACCGUGGAAGUACCGAAUCUCUCUGAUGAAAAUGACAUGGAUGACUUAGAUAUUGGCGUUACACUUUGCAAAGACCAGCCAAACACGCCGCUGACUGAUCUCAUGAGGAAGGAGGGAGUGAAGAAAAUCAGAACGGCACUGGGCAACUAUGUCAAGCAUCUCAAAAGCGAGUUCUCUCAGGGUAUGAUUUUACCAACAGAAAACCCACUCAACAAACAGAAUCAGGAGACGCAAGCCAAGGUCAAACUAGACAAAACCCAAAUUGGAUCCUCCACAGCAAAAAAUGCUCCUAACACCGGAGUGAAAAUUUCAACAAUAUCUUUGACUAUGAAAGACACCUUUCUUACUUCACCCGAAGAGUUGUACAGGGUUUUCCUAAACCAAGAGAUGGUACAAGCCUUCACACACCUCGCUGCCUUUGUGGAUGGGUGUCCGGGUGGCAAAUUCCGGCUGCUGGAAGGAAACGUUCACGGGCAGUUUGCAGAACUGAUUCCAGACCAGAAAAUUGUCAUGAAAUGGAGGUUUUCAAGUUGGCCAGCUGGACACGCAGCAACUAUCACUUUAAACUUCGUAAAUCAAGGCAGUGAGACAGAGCUGACUGUGGAAGCCAGAGGAGUUCCCAGCAGUGAGGAGGAAAGAAUGAAAGAGGGCUGGCAGAGAUACUACUUUGAUGCCAUUAAACAGACCUUUGGUUAUGGGGCACGACUCUGUUAAGACUAAACUGUUUUGCCAUCAGAAACUCGGGACAUAAUAUAAAUAGAUAAAAAAAAAAAAAACCUGUGAACACGAAACACUUCCUGCCUGCACUGUAUAAUAACUGGAUUCCCACAAACACAUGUGCCUUUACAGUAAAAAAAAAAGUAUCUGGGUUAUUAUUAUUUUAUUUUUUUGUAUUUGCUAUUGCAUUUGCAUUAGAGCUUGUUUAAAUGUUACGUCUGGGCAUUGCAGAGGCGGAUGAUUCAAAAUGUGAGAAUAUGUUUGUCUGUGAUGAAGCAAAAGUUGAAUUGAUUUGUAUAAUCAGGAUACCUCUUAAAUACAAAGUCAAAUCUGUGUUGUAAUGAAGCAAGAAAUAAAUGUUUUAACUUA